CCUUCUCAAUCGUCUCAGUGCCGAAAAAGUUGGGAAAUUUAAGAGGCCAAGGCGCUGCUUGUGUUCCAUGUUCAUGUGACAUGGCGAGUAUCAGUAAUCAUCUCCUCGACCGACCUAGUCUUUUUUAGAGGCGAUGGCAGAUCUGCGGGAUUGGGGAGAGGAGGUGGUGGUGUUGGCGGUCAUGGCGGACGGUGUGGAGGAGGAGAAGGAGAAGUGCUGUGAGGGAGAAGAGAGCAGCAGAGAUGAGGUGGAGACGGGAGGGGAUUUAUUCAGCGAGGAAGAGGGCUGCGACAGUAGCUGCAGCAGAUCCAGCCUCGGGACCUCGUCCUCGGUGGAGCAGACGGCGGCGCCGCCGCCGGUGGGUUGGCCGCUGAAGCAGAGCUCUGUUUCAGGCUUCGAGAUUGACGAUGAAAUCAAGAAGGCUGGUGAAGGGGAUGACCACGACGGAUUGGUCGGAGAUUUGAAGCCCAAGUGUUCAGAGAUGGAGAUGAUGAAAGAGAGAUUUGCCAAAUUGCUGCUAGGAGAAGACAUGUCAGGAUGUGGCAAAGGAGUGUGCACGGCACUGGCGAUCUCUAAUGCCAUCACCAAUCUAUGUGCCACAGCCUUUGGGCAACUUUGGAGGUUGGAGCCUCUUGCUCCUGAGAAGAAGACAAUGUGGAGAAGGGAGAUGGAGUGGCUUCUGUGUGUCAGUGAUCACAUAGUGGAAAUGAUUCCAUCUUGGCAAACGUUUCCUGAUGGAACCAAGCUCGAGGUCAUGACCUGUAGACCUCGAUCUGAUCUAUACAUCAAUCUCCCAGCUCUAAGGAAACUGGACAACAUGCUCCUUGAAGUGCUUGAUAGUUUCAAUGAAACAGAGUUCUGGUACGUCGAUCAAGGCAUCCUCGCGCCGGACAACGACGGUGGCGGCGGCUCCGCCUCCUUUCGCACGCUUCACCGGCGAGAAGACAAGUGGUGGCUCCCGGUUCCCCGACUUCCCGCCGACGGCCUCCAAGAACAAACCAGGAAAGCCCUGAACCACAAGCGCGAAUCCACGAGCCAGAUCUUGAAGGCCGCCAUGGCCAUCAACAGCAACACCUUGUCGGAGAUGGAAGUCCCCGAGCCUUACCUCGCCUCGCUCCCCAAGAGCGGCAGAGCGAGUUUAGGCGAUCUGUUGUAUCGCUUUGUCACUUCCGAUCAGUUCACGCCGGAGUGCCUGCUCGAUUGCCUGGGUUUGUCGUCGGAUCAUCAGGUUCUCGAGGUCGCGAAUCGAGUUGAGGCGUCGAUCUACAUCUGGCGAAGAAGGGCAUCCGCUAAACCUCUCCUCGCCGAGCGAGCCGAAACGCUCUUGAUCUGCCUGAAGCAGAGAUUUCCCAACCUUUCUCAAACCGCGCUCGACACCAGCAAGAUCCAGUUCAACAAGGACAUUGGGAAGUCGAUCUUGGAGAGCUAUUCGAGGGUUUUAGAGAGCCUCGCGUUCAACAUCGUGGCUCGAAUCGACGAUCUGUUGCACGUGGAUGAAUACUGCAGGCAUUCAGAUCAGAAUUCUUCUUCAGUUCUUCCUCCUGCGCUUGGAAUCAUGGCGAAGAAGAAGAAGAACGCAGCAGCAGUGCCAGUCUCAGGCACCGUUCCUUACAUGGCUGCUUACGGCACACCGCUGAUAAGCUGCUCGUCGAGGGGGGAGCGAUCUCCGUUGGCGUACAGUAAGAAGCACAAUAAUCGUGGAUUUGGAGUGAAGAAGGUGUUGACGAGUUAUCUCAGCAGCGAGCUGCAGAAGAGCAAAGGCUCUGGUUAUGAAGCAGAGUCAUCUUCUUGUCCAAUUUCGUACAAUUACUGAUGAUAAACUGAACAACAUAUCAUGAAACAUCUAAAUUAGAGUUUGUAGUUUGUAUUAUUAUUAUUAUUAUUAUUAUUAUUAGCAGAAUUUUAUGACAAUGCAAGGGGAAUCAAAUUUACUGGU
Zingiber officinale is the source of this 1936-nucleotide messenger RNA. RefSeq names its product rop guanine nucleotide exchange factor 7-like. Lineage: Eukaryota; Viridiplantae; Streptophyta; Magnoliopsida; Zingiberales; Zingiberaceae. The transcript is spliced from 7 exons. Gene Ontology annotation, molecular function: guanyl-nucleotide exchange factor activity. The record is from RefSeq and is a predicted model, not a curated record. Bases 134 to 1813 code for a protein of 559 amino acids.